AUGGGGUUUGGGCAUAGGUGGAGAUCAUGGGUUAUGGAGUGUGUGGCCACAGCUUCUAUGUCGGUUUUGAUAAAUGGUUCGCCGACUAAGCCAUUCAAGAUGGAAAGGGGUUUGAGACAAAGUGACCCGCUUUCUCCUUUCUUAUUUGUUUUGGUUGUGGACGUGCUACAUCGAAUGAUUGGAGAAGCAAUCAGGAACGGCCAUAUAUCUCCGUUGUCGGUUGGGAGAGAUAGUAUAGAGCUGUCACAUCUUCAAUUUAUUGAUGGUACAAUUCUAUUUUGCCCGUCAGAAGAGGAGACUAUCAAGAAUUACAAGCGGCUUCUGAGAUGCUUUGAUUUGAUGUUAGGCCUCAGUAUUAAUUUUGACAAGUCGAACUUGAUACAAAUAAAUUGUGACGAGCAUUGGGUCCAGCGUAUGUGCAGCUUAUUGGGUUGUAAGGGAGAUACACUUCUAGUUAAAUACCUUGGAAUAUCCUUAGGAGCAAAUCCGAGGUUGGUGAAGACCUGGAAGCCUAUAAUAGACAAAGUAGAGGAGAAGCUCAGUCUGUGGAAAGCUAAAGUACUAAACAAAGCUGGGAAGUUGGUGCUGAUCAAGUCAGUAUUGAACAGUCUGCCAGUAUAUUAUUUGAGCUUGUUUAAGAUGCCGAAAGUUGUUGCGGAGAAAUUGAUCUCACUGCAGAGAAGGGGAUUGUGGAUUUUGGGAUGGGAAGAAAUACUCCCGGAGGAGGUUACCAGUUACAGCUUCACUAAGACUGUUUGGAAAGGUCUAGUUCCACCAAGAGUGGAGCUGUUUUCUUGGUAUGGAGUGCGUGGAUAUCAGUGUUUGGCCGACAAUGGUCCUUUCCGGUUUUGA
This is a messenger RNA of Arachis ipaensis, 852 nucleotides long. The record is from RefSeq and is a predicted model, not a curated record. Lineage: Eukaryota; Viridiplantae; Streptophyta; Magnoliopsida; Fabales; Fabaceae.